Messenger RNA from Malassezia restricta, 1734 nucleotides. RefSeq names its product transporter. The record is from RefSeq and is a predicted model, not a curated record. The coding region runs from base 1 to 1734 and encodes 577 amino acids. The transcript has a single exon. Gene Ontology annotation, molecular function: transmembrane transporter activity. Gene Ontology annotation, biological process: transmembrane transport. Lineage: Eukaryota; Fungi; Basidiomycota; Malasseziomycetes; Malasseziales; Malasseziaceae.
AUGGUCGAAACAGCCAUCCUGCCGGACAAGAAGGUGGUGGUGCUGCAUGAGCCCGUGCAAAUAGACAAUGAAAAACCAUGGGGGGAUCAUCCCGUCCAUGUGGAUGUGGAUCCACAGGCACCGCCACCCCUGGAUGCACAAGAAGGCGUCCUACUGCCAGGCCGUACUUUUCAGCGCCGCGUGUCCAAUGUCGCUGUCACACAGGAACAUCUCAACGAAGGCGCAUUUGGCCAUUUGCCACUGCAUGGUAUGCCAGAAGUAUCUGGUGUAGAAGUCGUGCACAAAGACAAGUUGGAGGAGCGCAAUGCUCAAGGACCCCAGAUGGAGGACGAGUUUGUCGUCAAGUGGGACGGCUCGGAUGAUCAGGAUCGUGUACUGAACUGGAGCAUGCCCUUCCGUAUAUACCAAAUGACUCUUGCUGCUGCCCUGACACUUUGCACAUCCUUUACGUCGUCAGUUCCAUCCAAUAUCGCAUUUCAAAUGACCGAAGAAUUUAAUACGACCAUCAAUGUGACCAAAGCUGCGAUCUUCAUGUAUGUGGCCGGCUUCUGUUUUGCGCCCUUGGUAUGGGCACCUCUGUCAGAAAUGUAUGGGCGCCGUAUCGUGUUUAUUGUCAGUUUCGCUGGCUUUGUGUGCUUCAAUGUCGGCUGUAUGCUCGCGCCGAAUAUCGGCGCCAUGAUUGUAUUUCGUAUUUUCGCCGGUGCCUUUUCAUCCAGUUCACUCACCAACUCGCCCGCCAUGAUUGCUAGUCUCUUUUCUAUCAGGUACCUCAUGCGCGGCAUCGCUGUCUUCUCGCUAGGCCCCAUUGUCGGCCCCUGCAUCGGACCAAUUGUGAGUGGAUACAUCGUGACGGCAGGUGCCAACUGGCGCUGGGUCUUCCGUGUGUCCACCAUUUUUUCAUUCGUCAUGCUCGUGCUCGUCUUGCUGACUAUGCCUGAAACACAUGAUGGUCUACGCCUGAAGAAAAAGGCUCGGCGGCUGCGUCGCGAAACCGGCGAUGAUCGCUACAAAGCGCCCAUUGAAAUGCGGCACGUCGAAUUGACCAAAAUGAUAGGCACUGUGCUCGGCAAGCCCAUCAAAAUCUUCUUCACAGAGCCGAUGCUCAUUCUGGUCACCAUUUACAUGUCAUUCGUGUAUGGUACCCUGUACCUGUUCUUUGUCGCGUACCCGAUCGUAUUCGAGCUCAUGCAUGGCCUCUCUUCUGGCGCUGAGGGUCUUAUGUUUUUGGGAUUCUCGGUGGGUGCGUUUAUCGGAGCGAUCUACUGCAUAUUCGUGGACCAGCGCAUGUACGAAAGCAAGCGCCAACGCCAUGGUUCUGAUUUAGCGCCCGAAGUGCGUCUGUACACAUGCAUGAUUGCCGCACCUCUGCUGACCAUUUCCCUAUUCUGGUUCGCAUGGACAUCAUACCCCAGCAUCUCGUUCUGGAGUCCAUUGGUGGCAGGUGGCAUGUUCGGCACAGCCACACUAUUCAUUUUCCUCAGUCUCCUUACCUAUAUUACAGAGGUGUACUUGGCGAAUGCAGCCAGUGCUAUCGCUGCCAACACAGUCGUUCGCUCAGCCUUUGGCGCAGGCUUCCCCAUGUUUGGUCAGCAGAUGUACGAGACGCUCAAACCGCGCUGGGCUACUUGUGUUCUGGCCUUUAUCGCUCUGGCCAUGUUCCCUAUACCUUUUGUGUUUUAUCGAUAUGGCCAUGUUAUUCGAUCCUGGUCCAAGAAUGCCUUGUCCGAGCUCUAA